Molecule: messenger RNA, 2567 nt
Organism: Notodromas monacha
Lineage: Eukaryota; Metazoa; Arthropoda; Ostracoda; Podocopida; Cyprididae
Source: the annotation of a GenBank genome assembly
CUUUUUUUUUCAGGUAAUUGAGUUAGUCGCGCGCUUUCUGUGAAAUGUUGCGAUGUGAAUACUUGUGCGUGUAGGAGGGGGAGAGAAUAAUAUUUUGCAACAUCGGCUAGGGAAAUGGCGAACAUAAUCAGUCCGGCGUUUUCCGGCGGAGACGGGUCGUGGCAUUUGAAAGUCAAAGUUACCAAUUUGGACUUGGACAAGGAGCUCCGCGUCCGCGGGGAUUUGCACAUUGGCGGCGUCAUGUUGCGUCUCGUCGAAGAGCUGGGGAUGAAGCGGGACUGGAGCGACUAUGCUCUGUGGUGGCCCGAGAAGAACAAAUGGCUGUUGCGGACCAAGUGGACGCUGGACCAGUAUGGGGCCCACGCGGACUCGAAGCUGGAAUUCACGCCGAUGCACAAGCAAUUGAGGAUCCAGCUGCCGGAUUUGCGUUACGUCGACUUGAUGGUGGACGUCUCGGUCAAGGUGUUUCGUUCCGUGGCGAUUUUGUGCAAGGAUCUCGGGAUCCGUCACCCCGAGGAGCUCAGUUUCCUGAAACCCCUGGAACCCGAAGACCUCAGGUAUAACUUCAGCGACGAUCCACGACGGAAGAAACUAGCCCAAGAAAUCGCGUCCAACGGCAAAACGCCCGUCGUUUCCCCCGACACGAACGCCUACGUGCGAGAAAAGGCCCUGCUGAACCACUCGCAAAACGGACACGAUCGGAACUACGAACGAAGCUAUUCGCCGUUUGGCACGAUGAACGCCAACGGCACUCUGCACAACAGUCGGUUCGACUCUUCCUUGAACCACAUUGGCGGCAUGAGCAACACGGGCUGGAGUUGCCCACUCGCCACAACCCCGGCCUCGUUGACGUCCGACGCCCGCAGGAACCUAUUGCGACCCAAGUCCCUGGUGGAGAAGGCGAGGAUCAACGUGUCCUGGCUGGACUCGUCGUUGUCGUUGAAGGAGCAGGGGAUUCAGGAGUACGAGACCGUUUGGUUGCGCUGCAAGUUUUACAACUUCUACGACCUUAACCCCAAGUACGAUCCGGUCAGGAUCAAUCAGGUGUACGAGCAAGCGAAAGCUGAAUUGUUCGCCGAGCUAGUCGAUUGCACUGAAGAGGAAAUGCUAAUGUUUGCUGCGUUGCAACAUCAGGCGACUAUCAAGAGCCGAGAUCCGGCUGCUUUCGAAACAGACGAGGUUGAUGGACAAACGAGAUACGACGAAGACGAAAUCGACCAGGCGCUGUCCGAGUUGCAGGCCACGUUGGAGGGCAGUACGUUGACGAGCACUCCGUUGGCGAAUUCCGGCAAAGAUAUCACUUCCGUGCCGGAACUGGGCGACUUUUUGCGGUUCGCCAAGCCGAAGACUUUUGGCUUCAAGAGCUUCAAGAAGUAUUGGGCCACGUGCCAUGAUCAACAGAUCUAUCUAUACAAGAACAGGGAAGACGCCGGGCGUGACCCUGUGUAUCAUCUUCCGCUCAAAGGAUGUGAAGUAGCGCCUGACGUGAACCUGAGCAGCGGCAAGUACGGAAUAAAGGUGGAGGUGCCGUCGGAAGAAGGGAUGACGGAGGUGCAUUUUCGUUGCGACAACGAAGAGCAGUACGCCAAGUGGAUGGCCGCCAUUCGACUCGCCUCACGCGGGAAAACACUAGCGGACUCGUCGUAUGCGGCCGAGAAGAAAUCCAUCCUCGCGUUUCUCUCCAUGCAACACCCGGCCCCUGCCCCGACCACCAACUCUAGCGGGAUGAAUUCAGUGGUUGAGCUCAAUCCAGAGGAAUAUGUGCCACAGAGAUUUUUACGUCGGGCCAAGACGGGGAAGUUGGUGCAGAGGAUCCUGGAAGCACACGCCAACGUGAAGGACCUGAGUUUAUGCGAGGCGAAGAUGAACUACAUCCGAGCGUGGCAGAGCUUGCCUGACCACGGCGUCACGCUGUUUGUGGUCCGCUUCCGGGGCCCGCACGAGAAGAACAAGGACGAGCUGCUGGGCGUGGCGCCGAACCGCCUCAUGCGAAUGGACCUCAACUCGGGCCACCACAUCAAAACGUGGCGCCUCAACACGAUGAAGUCCUGGCGCGUCAACUGGGAAACGCAGGAAUUGCACAUUGAGUUCGACAACGAAACCGUCAUUUUGUUUUGCAGCUCGGCCGCGUGUAAAGUCGUGCACGAGUUCAUCGGCGGAUACAUCUUUUUGUCCAUGCGCUCGAAAGACGUGUCGCAGAACUUGAACGAGGAAAUGUUCCACAAGCUCACGUGCGGUUGGGUGUGAGCGGAACGUCCGGUAUUGUGCUCUCUCGGGGACAGUUGACUCUUCGACGCAUCCUUUUUAUUUUUUCUGUAACACCCCCAUUGAUUUUUUUUUAUCCCCAUUGCUUAUUCGUUAAUUUCUCCCGUCGUUCUUGUAAUUUUUUGUGGUCUAUUUUAAAAUGCUUGACCUAAUCUUUCGAUUGAUACUUUUUUUUUCUUGUGGUGAAUAUUGUCGUAAUUUUAUCAUGCGAACGUUUGUGCGAAGAGGUCGAUGAACUCGAGAAAGAAUGUGGCGAAUUUGUCAUGGACGUACUAUUGGACCAGUUUUUUUUUUUUUUUUUU